GAGCCUGCUUUUUUAACCUCACCGCCGAGGCUUGCGGCUCUUCGAGAACUGCCACACACAUACAUUCUUCCACCACCCCCUGACUCGGGUGGGCUCAGCUGAUCGCUUCCUCCUGUCACAUCAAGGAAUUCGUACCACCUACUGUAUUGAGGCAUCGAGACCAAUGUGAUUAUGAGUUUCAAAGCUUCGCUUGAAGACGUCCAGUCUCUGCUGUCUCACUCCAAUGGCUAGACUCAUUCCCCCGACAUCUACCUGAGGUAGACAAGCUUGUCGAGAUUGAGUUAGAGCACCUGAAAGUCCUGCUGCGUGUACCACCAUGCCUUUGAAAUGCGGGUUUCUACUUGGCCUAUUCCUAUUCGCUCUAUCUGGAGCAGCCGGCACAGAAGGAAACGAACGAGCAGCAGAAGCUGUUGGCUCCCUUCAUCUGUCGGAACUGCUGAGCACAUCCAGGCAGACGUCCAGAAUCAAGUCCGUAUUUGAACUGGAGAGGCAUCGGACCAAGAGGUCAGCGUUCUUCCACUCGGGGGUCAAGGUGUGCCCCCAGGAGACCCUCAGGGAGGUUAUAGCCAGUCACCAGGCCUACUACAAACUGAGAGUGUGUCAGGAGGCAGUAUGGGAGGCGUUCCGGAUCUUCUUUGACAGGAUUCCCGGCACCAGCGAGUAUCAGAGAUGGGUCCACACGUGUCAGCACGACUCUCUCUGCAUCUCAGACUUGGCCCAGAACUUCAGCAGCUCUGACGAGCACAUGGACAUGGUGUACAGGAGAAUGAACCUGCAAAGAGAAAAACUUCCAGAAAGGGAAGACAUAACAGUAGAGACAGUAACAGAGCCAUUACCAGAAGCAACAGAUGGAGUUCCAGAAAGAGAAGACACAACAGCAGAACCGGUACCAGAACCCAAACCGGAAGUAACAGACACAAUUCCAAAAAGACAAGACACAACACCAGAGGCAGGAACAGAGUCUGUACCAGAAACAACAGACACAUUUCCAGAAAGAGAAGAAACAACUGCACAGAUGGUAACAGAAGCUAUGCCAGAAACUACAGGCAGGCAUCCAGAAAGAGAAGAAACAACAGCACAGGUGAAGCCAGUUUCAGAUCCUGCACCAGUAAUAACAGAACAACCACAAGAGGUCCUAGCCCAGACUGAGGUGCCAGUAGACGUGCCCGAGCCCACAGCUCUCCCCCCCAGCAUCCCGACAGAACCCACAGGAAGCUCUGAAAACUCUGAAGAGGAAAAUAACGAACUCCCAGUGGAGGACUUGGACAUUCCCAACGUGGUGCCUGAGGAGCUGGUGGCUCAGAUAGUGGAGUUCAGCAUCAGCCUGGUGGACCCCGGCUACAGGGAACUGCUUGGUGAUGCUGAUUCGCCUCAGUACCAUGACCUUUCACGCCACCUACAAGACCAGAUGCUGCAUGUAUUUGAUGACUUCCCCGGGUUUAAAGACAUCCAAGUGCUGGGAAUCAGCGAGACAGAUGGGAAUGAUGGAUCUGGAGGAAUAUCAGUGCACUAUGCAGUCAUCUUUGAGAUUAUUGCAUCCGACAUUGGUGAGGACAGCCUGGAGGACGGAAUGGGUACAAGGAAUUCAGCGAGCAGACCUAGCCUGAGGGAGACAGUGACAAAAGCACUGGCUGAGGAGUCUUCCUUACCAAUCGACCUCGAUACGCUGACCUUUGAUCCAGGCAAGACCUUCACACCAACUCCAGGCUCUGAGGUUUUAGAAGUUGUUACAACUGAGUUUCCUGAGCCAGACAUUUAUUAUGACCCAGGCAUAUCGACAGAAAAGCCAGAAGCUGUGGAAAUUUCUCUUUCACCAGCUCAAGAUGAAAAUGAUCUGGAUACACUAUUAGAUUCAGCGGCCACUAAAGAACCAAGUGUCUCUCAAACAACACCACCAACAAGUGAACCUGAAGAGGAGCUUUUCAUCACCCACAUGAUUGAAACAAUAACAGUAGAAAAUAGUGAGCUUAUAAGAGACAUUUUCUCCACAGUCCCGACAAAAGUACUUACCAAAUACCCAAGCGAAGGGACUAGUGAAGAGGAGACAGAUUCUCCAGAUAUGGAUUUAACUCCAAACCUCAUUUCAGAGGAUGAGCUGCCUUUACCACCAAAUGAUGAACAACUUGACACCCAAAGAAAACCUGCCACUGUUAGCGAAGAGAGUCCCAACAUGAUUCCGGAGGAUGACGUCAUUUCAACAUCAGUCACCACAACACAGAUUUUGCUCACCACAGCGACAGUAACCCCUCCCCCUCAAGACAAGGAGUUACCAGUUACAACAGAUUCAGCUAUCACCUUACAGCCUCCUACUGAGCCAAUAGAGCCAAUUCCUGAGGAGGAAGAUUUAAACAUACUUCCAACCGAGGAGGAGACACAUAUGCCUGAACCAGACAAGGAAGACAAAGGGCCUGAGGAUACUAGAUCAGAAGUGACUAAACCAGUAAACAGGCCAGGAGGGGAUCAGAAACCUGAUGAAAAUGUGGAACCCACUGAAUCUGAAGACAUCUCAGUCGAUGAGGUUUCUGAAUUUGUCCAUGAAGCUGAUGUUUUAGAAUCUGAAGGCAAGGGUAAGGAAUCAGAUGAUGGGACAUUAGAUGCAAAGCCUAAAGAGGAAAAUGCAGAACAAGGGCAUGAAGUGUCUGAUCCAGUGGUUGACAUAACAGAACCUGUAGCAGUUGAGAAUACAGAACAAGAACCAGUAGAAAAGAUUGAAAUAAAUGUACCCAAAGAUGUUGUUGAGGCAACAGAACCCACAAAAGAAGUUGUGGUCACAGAUUCCAAUAAAGAAGUUGAUGUAAUACAACCCAAAGAAGAAGAUGAGGUAACACAAUCAAAAGAUGAAGUUGAGGUAACACAAUCAAAAGAUGAAGUUGAGGUAACACAAUCAAAAGAAGUUGAAGUAACACAACCAAAAGAAGUUGUUGAGGUAACACAACCCAAAAAAGAAGUUGAGGUAAUACAACCCAAAGAAGGGUCAGAGGAAUCAAUACCCCAAAAAGAGACUGAAGUAGUCAUACCCAAAAAAGAGGUUGAGGAAAUAGAACCCAAAGGAGAGGUUGAGGUAACAAAACCCGAAGAAGAGGUUGAGGUAAAAGAGUCAAAGGAAAACACUGACUUAGAUGAGCCUAGGAAAGAGACUGAGGUAACAGAAAUGAAAGAAGACAGUGAAGUAGAAGUACCCAAAAAAGAGACUGAGGUAGCAAAACCAAAUAAAGAGGUUGAGGCAACAGUAAUAAAAGAAGACAUUGCUGUGACAGAACCCAAAACAGAGGUAGCAGAAUCAGAGGUUGAGGAAACAGAACCCAAGGAAGAGGCUGGGCUGGCAGAACCUGACAUAGAAGCUGAAAAAACAGGCAAAGUGUCAGAACAUGAAGUACAGGUUAAAGAAACAGAACCAAGCAAAGACUCUGAUGUAACAGAAAUUGAGGGAGAAUCUGGAGCAGCAAAACCUGGCAAAGAAUCUGGGGUAACAGGGCCUGAAGAAGAUACUGCGGAACCCAAGGAUGAAGUUAUCAUUAUGGGACCUGAGGAAGAGACUGCUGGAGAUGUAGAUAUUACUACAGAGGAAACUGUUAAGGUGCCAGAACUCAAGAAAGACGAAGAAGAGGAAGAAGUAAAACCAAGCAUUAAGGUUGAUACAGCAACAGGUUUAUCAGGACCAACAGAAGAAACUAAAGUAGAAAAACCUAAAGUAGAGGUUGACAUACCAGAACUGCCAGAAGACGACAAGGUGAUAGAACCUGAGGAUGAUACAACAAGUGAAACUACUGUUCCGGUGGAGGUAGAACCAACAGAACCUCCCGCUGACAUGAUUAAGAUUAUUCCACCUGAGAUUCCAACAGAAGACGCUGAGCCUGGUGGGAACACUCAUUAUUAUCACCCUGAGGAGCCAGACAAUAUGCCUUUCCUGCCCAUAGAGGACUCACUGCCUGAAGAGGACAAAAGUCUACCUGAAUAUGUGGAUUAUACACAUCCCGAGAAUAAACACCCUGAGGUGCCAAGUAUUGAGGAAGCUGAAACAACAUCAGAGGUAGCAGAGGUCAUAACAGCAGAGCCUUCUGAGGACACUGCAGCUGCUGUUCAACCCGGUGAAUCAACAGAAGCUGAAGCUCAGCCUGAUGAAGUCACUGAGACAUCUGCACCAGACAAAGAGCCACCGCCUGCUGAGGAGAGAGAAGGAGACACUGAUGAAACAGACCUCAUCCCUGACGGGGGAGAAGAUGAUACCAAAUCAGUCCCAGAAGUAACCCAACCCACAGCAACUACAGCAUCUGCAGACAUGGGGCUUUUCGAAGUGGUGCCAACAGACGCACCUGUGAUAACACCAGUACCUGCUCAUGAGGAGGAUAAAUCAUCUACAAGAUCACCUGAAGAACCUGCAAAUGUGGAGAAUAUUGAAGCCAAAGACACUGGGGAAAUAGAAGGAACAGAGGAAGAGGAGGGAGAGGCUCCACCUGAGGACAUUGAUACUGAUGUGCAGGAUCUCGCCAAGGAGCUGGAUCAGAUGGAUGUGUUGAGCACAGAGACCAUGGAUCUUCUAAGCUACGGCACUGGGUACACUUUCCCUAAUGAAGAACAUCCAUUUGAGAGCACAGUUGCUCCUCCCCUCAAAUAUCUGACGACACCUUCAAUGACCACAGCAAGCAAAGGCAAAGAGUUAGUGGUGUUCUUCAGUUUGAGGGUCACAAAUAUGAUGUUCUCCGAUGACCUCUUUAACAAGAGCUCUCCUGAGUACAGAACACUGGAAAACAGAUUUGUUGAACUGCUACUGCCAUACCUGCAGUCCAACCUAACUGGAUUCAAGCAGCUGGAGGUUCUGAACUUCAGGAACGGGAGCGUGGUGGUCAACAGCAAGAUGAAAUUUGCCAAGUCUGUGCCGUACAACAUCACCCGAGCUGUCCACUGUGUUCUGGAGGACUUCUGCAACGAGAUUGCCCAGCGUCUAGACAUAGAGAUCGACAGCCAUUCGCUAGCCGUGGAACCAGGUGAUCGAGCUGACCCGUGCAAGUUUCUGGCCUGCAACGAGUUCUCCCGCUGCGUGGUGAACCGCUGGACGAAGGAGGCGGAGUGUCUGUGUGAUCCGGGAUACGUCACGGUGGACGGACUGCCCUGCCGGAGCGUGUGUGAAGUCCAUCCUAAUUUCUGUCUGAAUGGUGGCGAGUGUGAAAUUGUACCAGGGCAUGGAGCAGCUUGCAGAGAACGUGACACCACCACACUGCCAGGUCUGACAAGUUAAUCAUACACACAGCAGAUCUUGACAGUGUUAUAGAUCUCAAUGAGAACCAAGACUUCCGGAUGAGUGAAGGACUUCGUAAUAUGUUUGUCGAGGACUAAAGUAGAGAGUGUUAAAAUGUGAAAGCUGGUAAUGAACUGCUCGGAGAACACUGCCGCUCCUGAGCUCUACAGUAAUAGACAGCGGUUACAUCUGAAUUCCUGAAGCACUGCAGUGGACCAGUGUGUGUGUGUGUGUGUGUUUGGGGGGGAGUGGGUGGUGUUAGGGGUUAUUAUUCACCUUUUCCAGUGACUACACAAAGCCAUGAUGUACUUAUUGACGAAAAAGAACAGGAGUCAAAGGGGAUGACAUCAAUUUGGUCAGGGUAGGGGCAUUAAGGGACUGUUCACCGCUGGGGGAAAAAGGGGGUUUUCGCUAUUGUUUUCCUCACAAUGAGGCCAUCAUUGUUCUGUCUGCCCUGGGAGAAGCACAAGAAUGAUGUGUUAACUUGCUUUUAAAUGUUCUCGAACAAAAUGUUACCUUUUGUGUGUGUGUGUGCGUGUGUGUGUUUGAGGCAUGCUUUGGGUUUCUAAUUGUUAUAAAAUAGUACCUUAGUCUGCGCAGACUGAAAUUAGCGAAGCCAAAAAAAAAAACUAAAAGAGCCAGGCAGUUCAAAAGAAACGUUUUUGAAAGUCAUUUAAAUUUGUUGGAUAGUAAUCUCUGUUAAUUAUUCUUAGCUGUAGUUAAUGAUUGUGGAAAUUCUCUAGCUUCUUUCUUUGGUUUACAUUGUUAGAAUUAAUGUUCUUUUUUCUUUUUGCUGUUAAUUGUUCGUACAGCGUCGGAAUAUGGCCAUUGUUAUGCUUGAAUAGCAAUGGAUAGCAAUGAAUUUCAAAACAUUGCAACGCAGAUGGAAACAGAGAGGAUGAUCAUUUUUGUUGUCUUUUAUAAACUUUGCACUGCUGUGAAAAUAAAAUUAUUUUUCCAAUUUAA
This is a messenger RNA of Astyanax mexicanus (Mexican tetra), 6202 nucleotides long. Its product is annotated as interphotoreceptor matrix proteoglycan 1. The transcript is spliced from 21 exons. Gene Ontology annotation, biological process: visual perception. The record is from RefSeq and is a predicted model, not a curated record. Lineage: Eukaryota; Metazoa; Chordata; Actinopteri; Characiformes; Acestrorhamphidae. The coding region runs from base 317 to 5236 and encodes 1639 amino acids.